Messenger RNA from Besnoitia besnoiti, 996 nucleotides. RefSeq lists its product as uncharacterized. Lineage: Eukaryota; Apicomplexa; Conoidasida; Eucoccidiorida; Sarcocystidae. The coding region runs from base 1 to 996 and encodes 331 amino acids. The transcript has a single exon. The record is from RefSeq and is a predicted model, not a curated record.
AUGUCGUUUGUUGCGGGCGCAUCGGUGAAGCAGGCGGGAGAAAACGCCGAAAGAGUUCAAGAGGUACCCCGCGGAAGCGUUCCCGGUGUAAUCGAGGAUGGUGACAGGCGUGAGGCAGGCGGAAAAAGCGCUGAGACUGCCAAAAAACUUGGGUCGUCUUUUUCUAAUUUGUUCAGCGUCGAUUCUCUAGCCGUUUAUGGAGAUUCGAGCUCGUCCUCCGUCAUCAAGGCGUUUUUUGCGGAUCCCCCAUCUGUGGCGACGAUUGUGUCUCAGGGGUUGGAUGCGGUGAUACAGCCGUUUUUUCAAGCGGUUUUGCCCUUGCCGCACGAGGGCAAUUCUCCGCGCUUGGGGGAGGCCUCUCCACCUGAAAAGGACAAGUCAGAGAAGCUGUCAAACAGAGGGUUGCCACCUUUUCCCAUCAUUCAAUCCACGGAUCUGGGAGGUUCGAGCUUGCGGAGUCCCUUUUCCUCUUCAGGUAGUGGUACAAGUGACCUCUUCUCUCGUCUUUCCUCUAUUCUUUUUGAGCACCCGCAGGUUCUGCUUCUUCUUGCAGGUCACCUCCUUCUGUUUGCUUUCGUUUUCCUGUCGAGGUGUCACCAGGGCGCCCAGCUUUUCCUGCUGUUUUUCUUGUCCGUCCUUCUCUUCUGUUCCAAAGACGUCAGCGAAGUCUGCGUGCGGCUUCUCUACAACUACCCUGAGAGCUUUGCAUUUUGUCGAUUUCUUUCGCUCGAUACCGAAGACGGCCACAACGUUUUAUUUCUUUUCUGGUGCGUUCCUCUGCUGGCGUGCCUCGGGACGCUCUCCGGACUGCUCGUCUGGGACUUGGUGACCUCGCUGCUGCUGCUGACCACGUGGAAAAAGAAGCUGGCUCUCCAAAAGUGUCAGCGGAAAGGAGCACAGACAUCGGAGAAAGCCGACCAAGCGACUUUUGCAAGCUCUGCUGGACAUGGCAGCGAGAGAGCAAUACGCGCCCGGCUUCCGGCGACGACGAAGUAA